This is a messenger RNA of Pichia membranifaciens NRRL Y-2026, 3951 nucleotides long. RefSeq lists its product as hypothetical. The transcript is spliced from 3 exons. Lineage: Eukaryota; Fungi; Ascomycota; Pichiomycetes; Pichiales; Pichiaceae. Bases 1 to 3951 code for a protein of 1316 amino acids. The record is from RefSeq and is a predicted model, not a curated record.
AUGGCGUGGAACAAGCGGACGCUGGUGUACGUGGAGCCGAGGGUGGACCCGGCACGGGUGUUGCAGGACGUGCAGCGGGUGGAUAGGGGCCGGUACGUGGUGAAGACGUCUGCAGAGACGGCGGGGUACGUGGCCCGGCAGGUGAAGUACAGCGUGGAGGACUUCCACGGGGUGGUGAGGGACGGCGAGCUGGCGGCGCUGCUGGACACGGUGGGCGUGCUGCAGCUGACGGUGAGGCGGGCCGGGGAGGACGCCGGGGACGCUGCGGGCGGGUACUUCAACGAGUGGCACGCGUGGAUGCGGCCGGGGACGAGUGUGAACGUGGCGCCGCAGCACGUGGACACGUGGCGGGCGUACCGGGACGUGUCGGAGACGCUGCGGGACGCGUUGGUGGGGCUGCUGCGGGGCGGCGCCGGCGGCGCCGGCGGCGACGGCGCUGCGCUGACGGAGAUGGUGUUUGAGCGGGAGUGGUGGACGUGGUCGGCGCUGGACGGCGGUCCGGGCACGGCGGACGGGCUUGCCCGCCUGCUGCAGACGCUCGGGCUCGACGACGGCGACGUGCGGCGGGCGGACUACGACGCCGCGGAGCUUGUGCUCGACAAGACCCGUCUCAGCCUCCGCUUCGCCCUCGACUACGACCCGUGGAGCCUUCUCCCGCACGACGAGCACAUCUCCGACACCUCCGCCUGCCGCCUCCACGCCGACCUGGCCCUCUCCCGCGAGUACAUUCUCGACCGCUACGAGCUCGACCGUCUCGCCGCCAGCACCCACUCCUGUCUCGCCGGCCUCGCCAGCAUCAGCAACGGCGGCAUGGACCUCGAGCUCCCGGCCCACCGUGUUCCCGACCACAGAUACUCCGUCUCCUCAGUGGCUUCGGCCAACUCGGCGUCCCAUCAUCAGCUCGACCACAUCAUCCCUCGGUCCUCCUCGGUCUCGGAAAUGCUCGACAUCGACGACAAGUUCGUCCGCAAGCCAAAGGCCAAGCCCGUCUACAACAAAAUGAAUAGAAACAGCCGGAACUACGCCGCCGCCGACGGCCCGACGGCCUCCACCCCGCAACUGGCCCACCACCGACAACAAUCUCGAAAUCAGGGACAGAAUACAAGAUCACAGCGUUCUCACAGCCAACACCGCCAGCAGCCUUACCAGCAACACCCACAGUACCAGCAAUACCAGCAAUACCAACAGUACCAGCAAUACCAGCAAUAUCCUCAACGACAACAGCAACAACACUAUCCAAACGGCUACCCACAGAACUCACAACAAUAUCAGCAGUAUCAACAGUACCAGCAGUACCAGCAGUACCAGCAAUAUCAACAAUACCAGCAAACCAGGCCUCAAAAGCAGCAGCAGCAGCAGCAGCAAUACCCUCAGGCACAGAAGCAACCACUUCAAUCACAACCCUACCCUGAGUACCAGUAUACUCAACAUCAACAGAGCAUGCCGCAGAGUUACCAGAAGAGGAACACUGUCUCUCGCUUUGACCCUACAUUGAAACAACACGCACAUUCCAAAUCCCAACCUCCAUCCCAGCAACAUCAUCAACAGCAAUUGAGACCUCAUCAGCCUUCCAAAUCAUCCUCUGGUUUUUAUAACAACCCCCAAGCUCCUUCCUCAAAUUUGAAUAUCCCUCCCCAGGCACUCGGCUCAGCCUCAAACUUGGCCAUGCGCCCUGCUAACAGGUCUUUCUAUCCUCCAGUUGUCCGCCCUCAUACAACCCCAACCAGCUUCACUAGCUAUCAUUCCAACACUACUGGAACAGCUUCCAACCCGAAUUCGAACUCUGCUCCAAACUCUGGUGCCAAUUCAAACCAAAACUCAAAUCCGAACUCCAACUCGAACUCAAACCCUACUUUGAAUCUAAACACUCUGGAAAUACCAAAUGCAGUGACAUCAAGCUCAAAUACAAACACAAAUACGAACUCUUCUAGGGGCCAAACCCCUGGUAAGUCGUCCCCAUCAACAACAAACACGACAACCUCUGAAUCUUCAUCAAGCACAAAUAGAACUCCCGUAAAGCAAUCUGUUUCCAACUCCAAAAUUAACAUAGUGUCUCCACUAACUGAUAUUUCAAGUGCGGAAGGUUUGGACGAUACUUCUGUUAAUAGCCAAACUCCACGUACAUUAAAAAAUCCAACUCAGCAUCAUGGACAGCAACACCAAUUCCAACAGCAACAGCUGAACGUUGGUUACAAUCAUGCUGCAAUAGCUGCAAAGGCUGCAGUUAGAAACGUUCCGACUAGUGCUCCUGCACCAUCUAUCAGACCCAUUCCAGUUCAGACAUCUGCAUACAGAACUCCUGCUACUACAGAUAUUCCUAAUUUGACACCGGUUCCUCGUGCAACACAGGUAUAUGAAGAUAACCCCUCAUCUGUCCAAUCUUCUCUUCGUUCAGAGCAAAAGAGAGGAUUUUUCAAAAGGAUUUUCUCCCGUUCAAAAUCAAUAAAAGAUUUGUCACCUGUUGACAGAUCUCCUGUUUCAUCCCCAAAGGACUCAAAAUUCUCUCUUCGUAGACUCUCUCUGAUCAGAUCGAGCUCUAGAACUAGCACAGACCGUUCUCAAAGCACUUCUAGAGCAUCAUCUAUAGAUGCGAGAGGUACGAAAAGACUUUCAACUUCUUCAAGAAGCUCGUUGAAAGUCAAUAAAGAUUUGGCAGCUGAUGUGAAUUGCAAUAAAGGUGAUGCCUCAAGCAGUGAUAUACCAGACUACAAAAAUUCUACUCCAUCAAACACUAACAGUACGAGAAUUUUUAGUCCUGUUACUGAAGCAACAGAAGCUGAUUCAUCACACAAUACUUUGUCAAACACAGAUUUGCCUUCAUCCAAUAGAACUAUUUCCGAUUUCAACUUUGGAGAGACCGAAAAUUACAAUCAUAUGACCGAUUUGAAGACCCCUUUGUCCAAAAAUGUCGAAUCAGCCAAACAUUCUCUGGUUGGAGUGAAGAGUAACAACAGUAGUUUCUUUUCCGCUAACGAGGGAGGCAAACAGGCGAGCAAUCGCAUAAUUCAGGAAAGGGAUGAUACCCAUCAGUUGCAAACGGUGAAAACAACAGAAACAUCAGAUUUUUCAGAAACCGAUGAAUUCGAUACUUCCAUGGCAAGUAUCAGUAAGAUCGACAGUUCUGUGGCCAAGAAGCAAGGCUGUGAUAAUGUUGUUCUAGAAUUAGGAUACCUUUCAACCAUUGUCGGUUUGGGAGAAACAAGCUUUUUCAAUUCCGAGUUAAAGAGGACUAAUACGAACAAGAGCACUACUACAAAUGCUACAACGUCGACAGGUAAGUCCAACACUGAAAAGGAUGAACAUGGUGUGAUGAAGCUCUCUGUUCCUACAAAUGAUACUAAGAACGUAGUGAAAAAGUCUUCAUGGGGCAGUAUUAGAGCUAAGGAUGAAAGGAAAAAGAUGGUACGCAAAUUAGGGCGCAAGAUACCAUUUGCUAGAUUGCGUGAGCGUUUUGAUAUUAGCUUUGAUGAUGACGACACAAACAGUCACCAUACUGGAGCUGAGUCUGAUUCUGAAAGCACAUCAUAUGUUAACAAGAGUAUUUUAGAAGACGAUGAUACAGACUUUGAAUUACAUUCAGGACUCGAUUAUGACAGCGAGUUUUUUCAGAACCUGAAAACGAAACAUAUUUUGCCAGCAAAUCAUGAGCCUAGACAUGGAGAAAUAGCAGCAGGUAGUUUGAAAGGUUGCAUGAAGGAAGGAGAAGAAGAAUCUCAUCUUUUCCAUCCAAAAAGCGUUGAUGUUGGGUUCAUUGAUGAUGCCCAAUAUGGUGUGACGUUCAGUAACGAAGUCUACGAUCGCUCGAAUCCCGACAUGAAAAAGGUGUACGUCAUGAUGACUUAUUAUCCGAGGGAAAUUCGUGCAAUUAGGAUAGAGUUGAAUGAUUUCAAGAAGAAUGAAAUGGUGGUCAAUGAAGCGAGUAAACAAUACACACAUACAUUCCAGGUUUGA